Molecule: messenger RNA, 264 nt
Organism: Lichtheimia ornata
Lineage: Eukaryota; Fungi; Mucoromycota; Mucoromycetes; Mucorales; Lichtheimiaceae
Exons: 1
Coding region: 1-264 (87 amino acids)
Source: RefSeq, a predicted model, not a curated record
AUGCAGCCCACUCUUGCUAUGCUUCAAUGCUGGUUCCAAUCCUUUGCCCAAGCCUUUGAGCAUCGUCGUCAGCAAGAUGUCGACGGCUCUGGCGACGACAUGGAUGAAAAGAAGGCACAAGCUCUCACGGACAUGGCCAAUGCUAGUCUCACUCUCUUUGAAAAAACCUAUGUCUCAUUCCCAGAGUUUGUCAGCAAUGAUGACUGCUGCUGCAACUGGACGCCACAACCCACACCAUCAACUUCUUCCUCCAUUGCAUGCUAG